CCAUUUAUUUAUCAGAUCUUUAGUGAUGGAGUCAGCAGAGGAGGAACACGUCGCUCCUGUGGUUCUACAACAUGAAGGAUUCCAGAUGAACAUAAUAAUAAAGGAGGAAGAUGAAGAUGGAAGUUACUUCUGUGAAGGAUCCAUAAUCCCUGUGGAACUCGUCACCUCUGAGGAAGAGGACCCAAAAGAGGACCCAAAAGACCAACAGUGUGGAGGUUUUCAGACGAAGCCUGUGAAGAAGGAAGAACCUGAAGAACUGAACAAGGAUUUCUCCUGCUCCGCAUGUCCAUGUUCCUCUACAACCCAAAAUCACCUCCACAAUCACAUCAAGAGCUGCAACCAUGAUAAAUAUGAUACUCUGGUGAAGAUUAAGACUGAACAUGAGGAUCUGAUGCCUACCAGAAGCUCCAGUAAUCAGCAAACGUCCUCUGGUACUGUCAGCAUUAACACCUCUCUCAGUCACACACAGAAAGGAAACGUCUGCUCACAGUGUGGGAAGAGCUUCAGGUUCCUGAGUGGUCUCAAAGUACACCAGCGCAUUCACACUGGGGAAAAACCGUAUCAGUGCUCACAGUGUGGGAAGAGUUUUAAUGACCAAAGUCAUCUCAAAGUACACCAGCGCAUUCACACUGGAGAGAAACCGUAUCAGUGCUCACAAUGUGGAAAGAGUUUUAAUCAUCAGAGUGCUUUCAACAAGCACCAGCGCAUUCACACUGGAGAGAAACCGUAUCAGUGCUCACAGUGUGAAAAUAGUUUUAGUAGACAGAGUUAUCUCAAAGAACACCAGCGCAUUCACACUGGAGAGAAACCAUAUCAGUGCUCGGAGUGUGGUAAGAGUUUCAAUCGCCAGAGUGCUCUCAACAUACACCAGCGCAUUCACACCGGAGAGAAACCGUAUCAGUGCUCAGAGUGUGGGAAGAGUUUUAGUUGUCAGAAUAAUUUCAAAAUACACCAGCGCAUUCACACCGGAGAGAAACCGUAUCAGUGCUCGCAGUGUGGAAAGAGUUUUAAUCAUCAGAAUGCUUUUAAAGUACACCAGCGCAUUCACACCGGAGAGAAACCGUAUCAGUGUAUACAGUGUGGGAAGAGUUUUAAUGAACAGAUUCAUCUCAAAGAACAUCAGCGCAUUCACACUGGAGAGAAACCGUAUCAGUGCUCACUGUGUGGAAAGAGUUUUAAUAGACAGAAUCACCUUAAAAAACACCAUCGUCGCAUUCACACUGGAGAGAGACCAUAUCAGUGCUCACAGUGUGGGAAGAGAUUUAUUACACAGAGUCAUCUCAGAGAACACCAGCACAUUCACACUGGAGAAAAACCGCAUCAGUGCUCACACUGUGGAAAGAGUUUUACGUAUCAUAGUAAUUUCAAAAUACACCAGCGCAUUCACACUGGAGAGAAACCACAUCAGUGCUCCCAGUGUGGAAAGAGGUUUAAUUAUCAGACUGAGCUCAAAACCCACCACCUCAAUCACACUGGAAAGAGACCGUAUCAGUGCUCACAGUGUGGGAGGGGUUUUAAUCAACAGAGUCAUCUUAAAACCCACCAGCGCAUUCACACUGGAGAGAAGCCGUAUCAGUGCUCACAGUGUGGGAAGGGUUUUAUGAAACAGAUUCAUCUAAAAAUACACCAGCGCAUUCACACCGGAGAGAAACCAUAUCAGUGCUUACAGUGUGGAAAUAGUUUUAUUAGACAGAGUGACCUCAAAACACACCAGUACAUUCACACCGAAGACAAACCGUAUCAGUGUUCACAAUGUGGGAAGAGUUUUGAUCGAAUAACUAAUUUUAAAAUACACCAACGCAUUCACACUGGAGAGAAACCCUAUCAGUGCUCACAAUGUGGUAAGAGUUUUACUCAACAAAGUAAUCUUAAAAGCCAUCAGCGCAUUCACACAGGAGAGAAACCGUAUCAGUGCUCUCAGUGUGGAAAGAGUUUUACUUGUCAGGGCACUCUCAAAAUACAUCAGCGCAUUCACACUGGAGACAAACCCUAUCAGUGCUCCCAGUGUGGAAAGAGUUUUAAUAAUCAGAGCGCUCUUAAAGAACACCAGCGCAUUCACACUGGAAAGAAACCGUAUCAGUGCUCAGAGUGUGGAAAGAGUUUUAAUAAACAUACUUAUUUUAAAGAACACCAGCGCAUUCACACCGGAGAGAAACCGUAUCAGUGUUCACAGUGUGGAAAUAGUUUUAUUAGACAGAGUGAGCUCAAAGUACACCAGCGCAUUCACACUGGAGAGAAACCAUAUGAGUGCUCACAUUGUGGGAAGAGUUGUAAUACACAGAGUAAUCUCAGAAUACACCAACGCAUUCACACUGGAGAGAAACCCUAUCAGUGCUCACAUUGUGGAAAGAGCUUUAAUCAACAGAGUCAUCUUAAAGCCCAUCAGCGCAUUCACACUGGAGAGAGACCCUAUCAGUGCUCACAGUGUGGAAAGACUUUUAAGCAGCAGACAGGUCUCACAAUACAUCAGCGCAUUCACACAGAAGAGAAACCCUUUCAGUGCUCACAGUGUGGAAAGAGUUUUACGCAACAGACCGGUCUCAAAAUACACCAGCGCAUUCACACCGGAGAGAAACCGUAUCAGUGCUCACAGUGUGGGAUCUGCUUCGCUCAUGAAUCGACCAUUAAGAAACAUAAGUGUGACACAUCAAAUUGUACCAAAUAAACUAUUGAAUUGUUUAAACCACAUUUCUAAAACAGUCAGUAGCUCUUCUUAUUAUCGUCGAGUCACGGACCUUUUUCUGUGGACAUUCAGACUCGUAUCUCUCAACGACCAUCUGCCGAUGUCAAGAUCUCCCCUGGGAGCCAAGAGGCACCAGGUACCCCGAACUCUGGGUAAACUGUUGGAAGCUGUUUACACCUACACACACACACACUCACUCACUCAUGCAAUUGCUCCAGUUUAUGUUCUAACCAUUAAUGAAUCUUAUUCUUCUCAGGUUAGAACCUCAUAACCCAAGUUCUAGUGUUAGAAUUAUUUUAUGCAUUAUUAUCCCCAAUGAAUGAAUGUUGUUCUAAACUGUAUCUGU
Molecule: messenger RNA, 3029 nt
Organism: Trichomycterus rosablanca
Lineage: Eukaryota; Metazoa; Chordata; Actinopteri; Siluriformes; Trichomycteridae
Product: zinc finger protein 271-like
Exons: 4
Coding region: 26-2665 (879 amino acids)
Biological process (GO): regulation of transcription by RNA polymerase II
Cellular component (GO): nucleoplasm
Molecular function (GO): DNA-binding transcription repressor activity, RNA polymerase II-specific; RNA polymerase II cis-regulatory region sequence-specific DNA binding
Source: RefSeq, a predicted model, not a curated record